AUCAGCUCGUGGUUGAAGCAAGUCAACCAGUUUGAUCAUGGCUGUGAACGUCCCAGGAGUGAUAGCAAUGGUGUUCUUUUACCUGCUGGUUCUGGGAACUGGCAUCUGGGCUUCUUUCAAGUCCAAAAGGGAGGAGAAGAAAAGUGCAGCCACUGGAAUGGAUAUGGCUCUGCUGGGAAAUAGGAGAAUUAGCUUGGUGGUGGGAAUCUUCACAAUGACAGCAACAUGGGUCGGAGGAGGCUUCAUCACUGGCACAUCUGAGAUGAUGUGCACACCCUCUUUGGGACUAACCUGGACAUUAGUGAUGAUGAUGGCAUUAUCCUCCUCCUUUAUAAUCGGUGGUUUGAUGUUUGCUCAGCCAAUGAGAGAAAGAAACUUUGUGACAAUGCUGGACCCGUUUCGUACCAAAUAUGGUAAAGGACUGACAACUGGACUGUGCCUGGCUUCCCUAGUCAUGGAUGUGGUCUGGAUACCUACAACACUUAUUGGUCUAGGCGGAACCAUGACUGUGGUCCUGGAUAUACCAUACUCUGUGUGCAUCUGGAUCUCUGCCGCAAUCGCCAUUAUCUACACACUUCUGGGAGGUCUCUACUCUGUGGCCUACACAGAUAUUAUACAGCUUGUCCUCAUAUUCUUUGGCUUGUCUAUCUGUAUUCCUUUUGUAUUCAUGAAUCCUUCCACAUUGGACAUAAGCCAGGCACUCAUGAACAACACCCAACAUGAUGCUUGGAUUGGUAGACAAGGGCUGGAGAAGAUCUGGAUAAUGAUUGAUAAUUUCUUAUUCCUGACACUUGGAAAUCAGGGAUAUCAGUGCUUCCAUCAGAGGACCUUGUCAGCUUCUUCCCCGUUCACAGCCAAGCUAACAUGCUUUGCUGCUGCGUUUGUGGUAAUUCUAUUUGCGAUACCUUCAGCACUGCUUGGGGUGGCUGCUGCAUCUACAGAUUGGAACCUGACUUCCUAUGGUUCUCCAUCUCCAUAUGAACGUGGGGAAGCAGCUUUAGUUUUGCCCAUCACCCUGCAGCAUCUUACCCCGUCUUUCAUCUCCAUUAUUGCUAUCGGAUGUGUGGCUGCUGCAGUGAUGUCAUCUGCUGACUCUGCUUUGCUCUCAGCAGCUUCUGUAUUCAGCUCCAACAUAUACAAAAACAUCCUAAGGCCUCAGGCAUCAGACAGAGAGAUUCAUUGGGUGAUUCAAGUGGCUGUUGUAGUUGUUGGCUUGGUUGGUACAUCACUUACCAGCCUGAAAAGCAGCGCCAUAUUGUUUUGGUUCCUUGGUAAUGAAGUAGCUUACGUGAUCAUCUUCCCUCAACUCUUCUGCAUCCUCUUCUUCAACAUCUCCAAUGGUUAUGGGGCAAUCAUGGGCUUUCUGGUGGGAUUGGUGUUAAGACUUCUGUGUGGAGAUCCAUCACUUGGAUUAACACCAGUCCUACACUUCCCAGGAUGCACUCUUGAGGAUGGUGUUUAUGUCCAGUAUGCUCCAGUUAAGACCAUCUCCAUGCUGUCUGCCGUUGCUGCCAUAUUGAUUUUCUCCUACCUGGCUUCUGUGCUCUUCAACAAAGGCCUGCUCCCUGAAAAAUGGGAUGUGUACAAAGUGAAAGCCCAGCACUCACCACAACCAUUGCCACCAAUAGAUGACACAAGUUCAUUACCUAAUGAAAAUGAGAAAAAUAAUGAAAGCAACUCACAUACCGAGGCAUUAGAACCAAUGAUAAGCACAACAAUGUAGUAGUGUAUUCAGGACCACAAAUUUACUAUGAACUAGUUGAUUAUAAGCAUAUCCAGUUAAUAGCAUACUGGGUAUGUGUAUUGUAAACUACUGUGGAAGGAAGUCAAAGAUUUCCCAGAUAAACAUCUUGAUAUUACUAAUUGAAGGUAAGUUAAGAAAAAAGUUGGUACAAAUGCUUUUCUCAUUUCCUGUCAAGUUCUACUGUUACAAAAACAAAAUUUCCCUCCCUUUCUAAAUGUGAUAUUCCUUAUCUUUUAUUCUGACAAGUUUUCUGUUUACAUUGCUUGUUGCUGCUAAAUAUAUCAUUUUUAAAACAAGUAACCCCAAGCAAUAUUAUCCUAGAUUUUCAAUUGGAUUAAUUGAUGUAUUUAUUUUAAUUACAGGAUAAAAAAAAAAAAUAAAAAAAAAGGAUAAAGGAUAAAGUUAAAGGAUAAAAAAAUCAGUCUAUCUGCAAAUACAUUGCUGUUUAAACACUCGACAACUCAAAACCUUUUAAUUAAGAAAAUAUUUGCCCAGAAUGAGGCAGAAGAAAUAUGUUUAAGUUGACUUGAUUGAAUUGGUCAACUCUUAAAGUUGACCUGAAAUAUUUGUAUGUCUUUCCUAUGUUAAGUGUGUGUUGGAUUGUACCCACAUGAGGCGUAUAAAAAUGUGAGUGUAUGUGUUUUGGCAACAGUACAUAAUUGCACAAUCUGUGAACUGUGGCGCAGGGUGUCCUAGCAGACGUGCAACAGCAUGCUACAAGAAGGCAAGGCAAGGCAAGGCAAGUUUAUUUCUAUAGCACAUUUCAACAAGGCAAUUCAAAGUGCUUCACACAAGACAUCAAAAGCAUCAUGACAGAGGAAAGAAAAGAAACAUUAAAAUAGAACAUAAAAGAAAAAAAUCACUGGAAUUAUUCAAUCUGAACAUAGGUUCAAAUAAAAAUUAUUCAAAUGAAAUUAAUUGAAAUAAAUAAAGUAAAAAUAUAAAAAGAGUUAAAAGUUACAGUGCAGAGUUAAAAUUAAAAAUCGUAUUUAAAUUGUUUAAUGAAAGGCAGCUGUGAACAGGUGUGUCUUCAACCUGGAUUUAAAAGAGCUGAGAGUUUCAGCAGACCUGCAGUUUUCUGGGAGUUUGUUCCAGAUAUAAGGAGCAUAGAAACUGAACGCUGCUUCUCCAUGUUUGGUUCUGACUCUGGGGACAGAGAGCAGACCUGUGUAAAGACCUCAGAACUGGACUGAAUGUGAUCCAUUUUCUUGGUUUUGGUGAGGACUCUAGCAGCAGCGUUCUGGAUCAGCUGCAGUUGUCUGACUGAUUUUUUUAGGCAGACCUGUAAAGACACUGUUACAGUAAUCAAGACGACUGAACAUAAAAGCAUGGACAAGUUUUUCCAGGUCCUGCUGGGACAUCAAUCCUCUAAUUCUUGAUAUGUUCUUCAGGUGAUAGUAGGCUGACUUUGUAAUUGAAGGCAACAUACCUGCAACAUCAGGACCAACAAAAACCAAACAACAGUCUCACAGUACUUCGUACCUCAAGCAUCCACGGAGGCUUCAUUAAUACAAUAAGAAAAUUGUUCAAUACAAUAUUGAUAGUAUUAUUUAUGAUUUCAUGAGAAAACAACAAAAAAAGACAGACAGAAGAACAGAAUAAAUUAAUCAAAUUUUUACUGUUUAUGUAAUUAAAAUUGAUAUAAUUGUACACGGUCCAGCAUGCAGACACAUACUCAAUCAAAAGAUUCUGCAUGAUUCAAAAAUUGGUAAUCAAUUGUGCAUACAUAACUGUAUCAGCCUUUACACUGAAGUUUUACAUUUGCAGAUUAUUUCUGAAAACAGUGUUCAAGCACUUCAAACUUUAAGUAUGACUCUUAAUAAUUUAUUAAAACAAUGUUUUAAUCAAAAGGAUGUUUUACCGGUUAUGAGUGAGAGUGUAGUGAGUCUGUUGUUACUCUUUCUGUAGCUUUGACAUUGGAGCAGCAAAAGGCGCUGUUGUCGUUGCAAAUGGAGAGAAAUAAAUUGGGCAUUGAAAGGGGAAGGCUUAGGCAGUACUGGUCAGAUCUUAUCAAGGCUGGUAGAUUGUCAGGUAAUGCUGUUAAUGAGUUUUCAGGUGAGCCUGUAGCAUCGGUUGAACAAGGUUCAAAGACGUCUGAUGUGGUUGUUAACUUGCAUCUUGCACCAAAGUUUGAUGAGAGAGCCUUUCUUCUCUCUUUUAUCAGCGUGUUGCCAAUGGGAGUGGAUGGCCUGAAGCUGACCAGGUAGUUAUGUUGCAGUCAGUUUUAUCAGGAAAGGCCCAGGAAGCUUAUUCAGCACUCAGCACAGUAUACAGUCAAAUAUUCUACUGUUAAAGAAGCAGUUUUGAAGGCUUGUGAGUUGGUAGCAGAGGGUUAUCGGCAACGUUUUAGGUCCUUGAGAAAGUCUGAUAAGCAGUCACAAGUUGAGUUUGCAAGGGAUCGAACUAAACAUUUCAACAGGUGGUCCUCUGUUUAAAAGGUUAACACACUGUUAGAACAGUUUACAGAUUGCAUUCCACCCGAGGGAGCUUCUCAUAUCGCUGAGCGAGUUGUAAAAACUGCUUAUGAAGCUGCCACUCUGGCAGACGAGUACGAGAAAAAAAAUCUCUCUCAGAUAAUGCUAAUGCUAAAGUUAAUGGUCAUCUGGCAAAGAUGUCUCGGUCUGAGUCUUCUAAGAUGAACCACGUGGCCAACGUUCAGUUGUUUUGGGUCUAGUUUGUAAUUAAUGCCAUGAAAAGGGGCAUUGGAAGGCUGAUUGUCCUAACCUGAAAAGCAGAAGGCACACCCACUGUAAAUAUGUUGAUGCUCUCUGUGUUCCUGUUAGAGAUGUUCCAGUUCAGACAGGACCACUUUGUCAAGAAAAUGACUUUAUUGCAAUUAUAUAUAUUUGGCGGUAUGGCUCUGUCUGGGAUCUCCCUGCCCUUCCUUACGUGGAAAGCAUUAGGCAGGAACAGCACACAUUCCUGCCCUUCCCGUGCAUACAAGGAAAGCUAUAAGGCAGGGAGAUGAGCAGCAAACCCAAACAGAGCAAGCAUCAAUGACAAGCAUGACAUUGAUUAAGUCAGAAUAGCAGAAAAGAAGGACCUGGGGAAGAGGAGGGAUGCAAAUGCGGCUUUGCAGAGGAACUAGGCAGGCUAGAGCAGUUUAAAUAAGGCGGCAUAUGUACUAUUUGGCCAAUAGGACGCUUUGAAGCAAAUCAGCUGGACAUCAGCUGAUGCGGCUUGCGUGAGAUCAGCUGUUACCGGAACUCUGGCAUGAUAGUUGAGCGUGACUCUGUGACCUGCCUGAACUAACCCUAUGCUUCAUUUGUCUCAGAAAAUUUAGUUGAUUCAGUAAAAAAUGAAACUGAGAGGUAUUCUGGUUAUGAAGCUUUUUCUGUCAGAUGGGUUUGUAGCAUUCUGGGUGGUGAUAGUAAGGUGCCUGUUAAAAUCCUGUGAGAUACAGGAACAAAAUAUGAAUUAUCUUGCUUCUUGUCAUGAUUUGUUCUUAAGUUUUAUAUUUUGUUAAUUCCAGUGUUUAGUAUUCAUUACCUGUUUUUUUUUCAUCCCAUGGUGUUGCUUUAAUCCCUGUGUAAAGUUUCUAGUGCUUCCUGAUUUAUUUUCUUAUUUGAAUCUUAUUUGAAUCCUCAUGACUAUGACUAUAGCAAACAGGUAUACCGUGCUUCUCUUGCAAUGGCCAUGUGUUGUGAGGUAAAAUUCUCUAAGGGGAGGAAUUAGGGUCAGAAUAUCCUCAAAAAGAUACCAGUGAAGAUCAUCCCUCAACGGCCAGAAAAAAAAAAGACUACCCCCACACUGUGCAUACAUUUCCCUUGGCAGUGGGUUUCAUUCAUCUCUUGGAUAAUCCCUCAGUUGAUAGUGUGGUCAAAGCACACCAUUUCCUUACAACUUCUUGGCUGUGCCAUUGCACUUCUGCUGUGCUGUCUCUCAUUCGUAGGGCUGAAGGAAAGCACUGGGUUAGGAGUAUUUUUCCACCUGGUGGAGCCUCGUAGUGAUUGGUUACGUAAAAGGUCAUUAUCCAUCUUCUUAAGCGAUGGUCUUUGUACCCAAUACAGGGAGAAGGGUAAUUUCUUCCUGUUUAACACUGAAUUGAGAAAGAGAGGAUUUGAGAGUGGCACCUGGAAUUUUUUCUAAGCGAGCCUCUGCAACAGAGUUCCUGAUGGUGUUGGAGGGAUGUUAAACAACUCAGCUUGUAAAUACAGAGAAUGACGUCCCUAAUGCUGCCACACCCUACAGAGCACUACUGACAACUGGCACCACAGUGAAGCUUUUUUUUUUUUUUAAGAUUUAUUUUUGGGCUUCUUUGUGCCUUUAAUGGAGACAUAGGACAGGCUGGAUUCAAACCUGGGCCGCCCGCUUGGAAGAGUAUGGCCUCCAUACAUGGGACACGCUCACCAACCAUAACCGCUGCACCACCAGCGCCCCAAACCACAAUGAAGCUUUUAUGUCGAAACUGAUAACAUUUUGGAUGCAUACCGUAUCAUGCCAGCAACUGUCCCAUUGGUCCCAGGGACAAUGUGAUUACACCAGGUGGCAACCAACAGAAAAGGCCAUGUGAUCUCCAGGGAUGUAAGCUGUCUGUGUGCCACAUUGAACAACCUGUCCUGCGGUCUGUCAGCUCCACACACUACGCUGUAGUUCGCUGCCACGCUUGUCAAUCAUUGUGUUUCCACUCCGGAGCGUGCCACCAGCGCCACUACGUCUCUGCUCUGUUUCAAAUACGCUGCCAGUCUAUUUUCAACGGAGUACGCUGCAGGCACUUGUCAAGCUGGACAGAAUAUGACAACCCGGACAGGAAGUCAGACAAGGAAAUGCACUUAACGUGCAGUCAAUUUCCAAAUAAAACACAAUAUACAGACUUGUGAUCAUAUUUUUCAUCACUUUAUCAACAUUAUGUCAAAACAGGCACCAAACGGACAACAAAUCAUCCUCAGAAAGACAAAGCAACACGUUUGCACGUCUUUCUCUUCUCAUAAAUGUAUUGUCAUGAUGGUUCACGAGGUUCAACAAAGAAUUAUAUUCCAAGUUAAAUAUAAAGAAAAAACACAGUAGAAAGUUAUGUAGACCAAGAACUCUUUAUAUGUAUGAUUUUAUGAUUGUUGCUGUCAACAUGUUUACUCAUUUUGUGACUACACUAAACAAAGAUAAAUGUCUUUGAAUACAUAUAUCAAUACUAGACAAGUUAAAUAUAACGUGUACCAAAAAUCUGUUUAUUAUCUUAAUGUUAUCAUACUUUGUUUUUUGUCUGAGCUUUGAUUCAGCCAUUCUCCUCCAAAGGUGCAACGAGAACGUGAACAGCUCUGGUCAUGUGAAAAUUUCACACUAAACGUGCAACUGCACAUAUGUCAUUGAGAGGUUUUGUUUCGUCAGUUUUUCCUUGAAAUGCAUUGAUACGUCAUUUAAUAAAGUUUUUAGGACCCUUUUACUGAAAAGAUUUUUUUCUGUCACUGUUGUGUCCGAUGGGAUCAUUACAAUCAAUGUUCUCAGAGUGCAUGAUGGAGUAUGCUUGACAU
This is a messenger RNA of Labrus mixtus (cuckoo wrasse), 7212 nucleotides long. Its product is annotated as high-affinity choline transporter 1-like. Gene Ontology annotation, molecular function: choline:sodium symporter activity. The transcript has 8 exons. The coding region runs from base 38 to 1723 and encodes 561 amino acids. Lineage: Eukaryota; Metazoa; Chordata; Actinopteri; Labriformes; Labridae. Gene Ontology annotation, cellular component: plasma membrane. The record is from RefSeq and is a predicted model, not a curated record. Gene Ontology annotation, biological process: choline transport; transmembrane transport; acetylcholine biosynthetic process.